This is a messenger RNA of Catharus ustulatus (Swainson's thrush), 4314 nucleotides long. It is a transcript of the gene SLC5A7, whose product is annotated as solute carrier family 5 member 7. Gene Ontology annotation, biological process: transmembrane transport; neuromuscular synaptic transmission; choline transport. Gene Ontology annotation, molecular function: choline:sodium symporter activity. NCBI's taxonomy places the organism in Eukaryota, Metazoa, Chordata, Aves, Passeriformes, Turdidae. The record is from RefSeq and is a predicted model, not a curated record. Bases 499 to 2235 code for a protein of 578 amino acids. Gene Ontology annotation, cellular component: plasma membrane; axon; perikaryon. The transcript is spliced from 9 exons.
UCCUGCCUCUCCUCAUUCUCUUUUGUCUUCUCACCUCAAUUUCACUCCCUAACCCUGCUACCCUGCCAUGACACGACAAUCAGUCUCCCUUGAGUCAUCCUUACUUCCCCCCGACGUCCCCUAUCACUCUGACGUCUUUCCCUCUUCCUCCCCCCAGCUCUGACGGACGCGGUCCUCUCACCCCACUGAACCCUCCUCCUUUAUAAAGGGAUUUUCCUCUUUUUAAUCCGCGAGACCCCCGUGGCAGCCUCAGCACUCGGCGCACCGUCGGCACCGCGGGGCAGGAGCCGAUCCUCCCUUCGCUCCUUCCCUCCUCCCGCCAGCGGGAAAGCCCCGGGCAGGGACAAAGCCCCGGGCAGGGACAAAGCCCCCGGCGGCUCGGUCCCGACACCGCCCCGCGGGAUGGGCGGCCGUGCCCCGCGGGCUGCGGGGCGGCGCGGCGGCGGAGCGCAGAGGUCUUAAUGAAAUAGCAAUAAAAGAAACAGUUGGGACUUCAUCAUGGCUUUCCAUGUGGAGGGACUGGUGGCCAUAGUUGUCUUCUACCUGGCAAUCCUGGCAGUAGGGAUAUGGGCUGCUUGGAAAACCAAGAACACCAGCAGCGAAGGAGAUCGCAGCGAAGCUAUUAUAGUCGGUGGAAGAGACAUUGGUUUGCUAGUUGGUGGAUUUACAAUGACAGCCACAUGGGUUGGAGGAGGUUACAUCAAUGGGACAGCAGAAGCUGUGUACGUCCCAGACUAUGGUCUAGCUUGGGCUCAGGCUCCUAUUGGAUAUGCCCUUAGCCUGGUUUUAGGUGGCCUUUUUUUUGCAAAACCCAUGCGAUCCAAAGGCUAUGUGACAAUGCUGGACCCUUUUCAGCAGCUUUAUGGAAAAAGGAUGGGAGGACUACUGUUUAUUCCAGCUUUAAUGGGAGAAAUGUUUUGGGCUGCUGCCAUCUUCUCUGCCUUAGGUGCGACUAUAAGUGUGAUCAUUGACAUUAAUGUCAAUAUUUCAGUCAUUAUUUCUGCCCUGAUUGCCACUAUGUACACACUUGUGGGCGGGCUUUAUUCUGUGGCCUACACUGACGUAGUUCAGCUCUUCUGCAUCUUCUUGGGACUGUGGAUCAGUGUCCCCUUUGCUAUGUCCCAUCCUGCAGUAACUGACAUUGGGAUCACAGCUGUGCACCAUGUGUACCAAGCACCUUGGCUUGGAUCUAUCAACUCACUUGACAUUUACACAUGGUUGGACAAUUUCUUUUUACUGACAUUAGGAGGAAUUCCAUGGCAAGCAUAUUUCCAGAGAGUUCUUUCCUCGUCUUCUGCCACAUAUGCUCAAGUUCUGUCAUUCCUGGCUGCUUUUGGCUGUCUUGUGAUGGCUAUUCCUGCAGUAAUGAUUGGUGCAAUUGGAGCAUCUACAGCUUGGAACCAGACUGAAUAUGGUGUCCCUGACCCCAAGAGCAAAAAAGAAGCAGAUAUGAUUUUGCCCAUUGUGCUGCAGUACCUUUGCCCAGUCUAUAUCUCAUUCUUUGGCCUCGGUGCUGUAUCUGCUGCUGUGAUGUCCUCAGCUGACUCUUCAAUUUUAUCAGCAAGUUCUAUGUUCGCUCGGAACAUUUACCAGCUUUCCUUUCGGCAAAAUGCUUCUGACAGGGAAAUUGUGUGGGUCAUAAGAAUCACUGUUCUUCUGUUUGGAGCAUCAGCAACAGCAAUGGCACUGCUGGCUUCGUCAGUGUACGGCCUCUGGUACCUCAGCUCUGACCUGGUUUAUAUCAUCAUCUUCCCCCAGCUGCUGUGUGUGUUAUUUAUUAAAGGAACCAACACCUAUGGUGCCAUUGCAGGAUACCUGUUUGGCCUUGUCCUCAGGAUAACCGGAGGAGAGCCGUACCUCUACCUUCAGCCCUUGAUCUUCUACCCUGGCUGGUACCAAGAUGAUAACAAUCUCUACAUCCAGAGAUUCCCAUUCAAAACACUUGCUAUGCUCACCUCCUUCUUUACUAAUGUCAUAGUCUCCUACUUAGCCAAAUACUUAUUUGAAAGUGGGACUUUGCCACCAAAGCUGGACUUUCUGGAUGCUGUUGUUGCCAGAUACAGUAGAGAACACAUGGACAAAGCGACUCUUGUAAAAAGUGACAAUAUUGUAUUAAAUGAACUUGCACCUGUGAAUCCACGACACAGUCUAUCUUUGAGCUCAACUUUCACAAACAAGGAAGCCUUCAACUACGUUGAUUCGAGUCCAGAACUGUCCAACACUGAAGAUAAUUAAAAAAUAUUGUAGCCACAGGCAAAACAAUGAGAAGCAAGAUAUUCUACAAAGAAUAGUAAGAAGCAUUUUAUCAGAAGGAAAGCAAGAAUUGGGAAUAAAAUGCCACUGCACAUUCUUUAAGUUGUUUCUAGGAGCAGGAGCAUCCCAUGGGAGGAACUCUUUUCUGCUGUUAUCUAAUAUGUUGGAUCAGAUCACAGAGUGUUUGCUAAAGUAUACACACAAUCUCAUUCCUUCCAUCCAGAGCUAUAUAUUGUACAAUUUUUUAAAAUAUUUAAAGUUUAAGAUACAUGUAGAAGAAAAUGUGCAGCAGUUCUUAGCUAGGAUAUCAUAUGAAGAGAUUAUAAUACAGUAAAUCUGAAAUACUAUCACUCAGCAUUUCAUUGGCAUUAAGUGAAAAUAUAUUGCCACAGCUAUAAGUGAUUUAUUACUAAAGAGCUAGUUGCUUGAGCAAAGACAGAUAGAUAACUUCCCUGGGGUUUUGGUCUGUUAUUUUUUUCUUCAUAAAGAAAUUUGAAUAAUACAAGCUAGUAUUUUAUUAUUUGUAUGAGACAGCAAAGUGCGCAAAUAGUAAUAAAUUCCUUUUAGGAGUGCCAAACAUGAUAUAUUAAUCUUUAAAAGUUAAAAUUAAGUCACCAGUUUAAAAUUGUUAUACCUGAUGUAAGACAACCUUAAGCAAAAUAUGUUAAUAUAGGUGUUCUCUUUCUUUUCCUGUGGUUAGUGACUGUCAGCAAAAUUCUUAGAGCAAUAACGAGUUGAAAUUCAGCUUGUGAAAAAUGGCUCUUACAGAAAAGCUCAUAAACUAGAGAGAACUUUUCAGUGUUGGCAGAAGAAGCCUUAUCUUGACUUAUCAUCAAAAUUAACACAAGCAAAGCAGUCUGACACCAAGCAACUUCACCAAUGGAAUAAAUACUGAAAAGUAAAGAGAAACAAAAGGGCUUGAAAAGAGAGAUAAGAGGGUUUUCCUUGCAGAAAAUUCCCAGUUUUCACUUAUUAAAAAAAAAAGCUAUUCUUAAAGAUACUGAAAAAUCUUUUGGCUUGGUCAUGCUGGAAUUACUCUGGAAAUUUCAGAUUUUCCACAGAAAAUAAUAUUUCCUCAAAAAAAAAAAAAAUAGGCUUAGUGGGCAGCGUUCCACAUCUCUAAGUGUUUGCCCCUGAAAGCAGCUUGGAGAGGAACUGAAAGGAAUGAUGAACCCACAAACAUAGCGAGAGGCACAGUGGUGUCUUCCACUGAGUGCUGGACUCCCUCCUUGCCCCCUGUCCUGGCCAUCCCAGGGAGCCUGCAGAUCAGCAGCAGUGCCAGGUGCAGACACGACUUGGCUCAGGAAUGGCAGUGCUGGCCCCAAGCAGCAAAGGGGGGAGAUGAGGCCUCUGCUGAGGUUGCCUGGGCCAGCAGGAACACGCAGUGUGGUUCCCACUUGCCCACGGCCAAGAUGAUUGUGUGUGUCCCCAUGGGUACGUGCCUUUCUCAGCGUCAGCUCGAGUAGCGGCAUUGCUCUACAAUUGAGAGUUAUGCUCCAAUAAUUCUUUUUACAAUCUGUGUAUUCUGUUGAAAUCCAGAUAUCCUCCUGUUGCUGGUCACCAGUGAAAUUUCUCUUUUUAACGCUCACAGCAUGAGGAGUUGUACUGGAGGAUAGGAGAUGCAAAAUAGGUUUUGCUGCUAAAGGAAGAAGCCAUCAACUUGUACAUUCAGUGUUGACAUAAGCUUUCACAAGGCUGAAUCCGUAGAUAUGUUUUGCUCCUUUUGUGGAGUCUUAAGAGAAGAUAUAUAUAUUUAUUAUGUAGAAAAAAUUAAUUUCAGAGAUGUUGAUUUUUUUUUCUCUUUACACUGCAUUUAAAAAUAACAUUGCCACUCAGUUCUGAAUACACAUUGUGACCUGCAGUACUACUGUGCUUAUCAAUAUGGAGUGUGCUCUGGGUGAAGGGAAUCAAACCAAGGACCUGCACUAAAUACUCAGAAGAGCCAAUAUAGAAAAGAAAUUAAAAGUUUCUGCAAGGUGAGGGAAUAGGCCACCAGUGAAAUUCAGGAUGCUGAGUAUCACAAACCAAACAUGAACCCAGCAGAAUUAAUUUCCCCAUGAA